Toxorhynchites rutilus septentrionalis is the source of this 2195-nucleotide messenger RNA. Its product is annotated as G-protein coupled receptor Mth2-like. Gene Ontology annotation, biological process: G protein-coupled receptor signaling pathway; cell surface receptor signaling pathway. Gene Ontology annotation, molecular function: G protein-coupled receptor activity. Gene Ontology annotation, cellular component: membrane. The transcript is spliced from 5 exons. NCBI's taxonomy places the organism in Eukaryota, Metazoa, Arthropoda, Insecta, Diptera, Culicidae. The record is from RefSeq and is a predicted model, not a curated record. The coding region runs from base 462 to 2009 and encodes 515 amino acids.
GUUGACCGAUGCUUCCUGCUGGAGACUUACGCUAGCGAUAAUAGUAAAAAAUAAUAACUUUUACUAACGCGUGAUCCAGUGGCACCGCCAUAUGUGCCAGCUUAUUAGUCAGAGUAUUUUUUUGCAGUGAUAUCGCGCAACAAGUGGGCAGCAGUCCUCUGGAAUAUCCACGCAAACGCAAAAACUAAUCACUCCAGAAUGAAAGAUAAACAGUGGUGACUCUCGAACGGCGGGGAUUUGACAAACACGACUUAUGGAGUGUAGAGCGAGAGAAAGAUCAUAAUUUAUCACUCAGAUGGAUUGCGUCAUUCGUGAUAAAGACCACUGUGCAUAAUGAAACAGUCAAACCGAUCGGAUAGAGUCGCGAAUUCAAUAUAGUCUAUAGUUGCUCUCAAUAAGUUUGGGUUUACCCGUUGAAGACGGGUCUGUGAUGAGAAGUUAAUAAUUAAAUCUGGAAAACAAUGAGAGUAACAAUUUUUCAGUUGAUAACGGUUAAGAUAACGUUCGCGUUUUUGAGCAACGGUGAGCUGCCAUGUGAAUUUCUAGAUUCCAUCAAUAUCAGCAACGGCACUCGACAUCCAGAUGGCAGCAUAGUGUUCGAUGACAUUCGGUACGAAUCAUCCAAUUAUGCAUGGAUUGAUUAUGAUCUCACGGAGAACGGUACCGUCAUCGAUGUUCCAGCCUACGCACGUGGAUGUGUUUGUCAGGUGAAAAGUUGUGUGUGGUUAUGCUGUACCAAGGAUUUCAUUCAGUAUGGUGAACCAUAUCCAACCUGUUUUGGAUUCAACGAAUCAGCGGAGCUUCCUGUGAAAAUGGACUCAGGAUUGGACCACGUUGAGGUUGUAGAUUUGAUGGCCCAACGAGGUAUAUUCAAAGCUUUACGCAGUGAGCAGUGCGAUGAUCUGACCAACGCACAUUCCGACGAGUGGAACAUGGACAAAAAUGGGCACGUGAAUUCUCUGCACUCGGUAAAAAUACGACAGCAUGAAUAUUGCCUUCUGCAGCCCGCGGAAUCAAGUGAGGAAACCGAAUUGUAUUACUGUCCCCAAACUGUGAUGAAUGGGGGAGACAAAAACAUCAGUCUAUCAUAUUCAUCAAUUAUUGGAAUUGUCCUCUCCAUCCCCUUUCUGGUGGCUACCCUACUGAUCUACGCUUGCAUUCCGGACCUUCGGAACAUCCACGGAAAAUCGCUGAUAUGCUACGUGCUCGCGCUGACCAUCGCUUACGUUGUGCUGCUGCUCAUAAACUUCAACAUUGCGAUCAUCCCGUGCAAUGUUCAGGGCUAUGUGCUGUACUUUUCGGUGUUGGUAAGUUUCUUCUGGCUGAACGUGAUGUGCUUCGAUAUCUUCUGGACGUUCAGUAGUGGAGUUGUGAUCAAGAACGAACGAAAGCGAUUUAUCUAUUACUCGAUAUAUGCCUGGGGAAGUCCGAUGUUCAUUCUCGGACUGGCUCUGCUGUUCGACCACACCGACCUUGUAGAGGAAGAAUAUCGACCUCGCUUUGGGAUGGAAGGAUGCUUUAUUUUCCAUGACAAGUUGGUCGAAUGUUUGUAUUUCUAUCUUCCCCUACUGCUACUGGUGGUAGCUAACCUGUACUUCUUCGUGGUUACCGCAAUUCGGAUAAUUCGAAUCCAGCACGCAACCGAUGCGGCCCUGCGCAAUGACUCGAGAAGACACAGCAAGUUCGAAAAGGAUCGCUACCGCUUCAGUCUUUAUCUGAGGUUGUUCAUCGUGAUGGGAGUGACGUGGACGUUCGAAAUUCUCUCCUGGGCGGUGGGAAGCAACGAUUGGUUCUUCUACUUAUCGGACACCUGCAACUGUCUGCUGGGAGUGAUCAUAUUUUUUCUGUUCGUUUGGAAACAGAAAGUGAAACAGCUGGUCGUUAAAAGGAUAGGAUAUCAACGAGAAACUUCACGUACGAAAUCAACGUCCGUUAAUACCGCGUCGACCACGACGAAAUUUUCCAGUAUUCAAGAGUCGUCGUUGAUUCCGGUGCAUGCAAACGCUUGACUCAAACUGUACCUAGAUGUAAUCGUAUAUGGAACGUUAUUGGAACGCUGCUCGUUAAAUAUGCAACGUUUGCAUUUGAUAUUUUUCUAAGAAACCAAAGAAUGUUUUAAGAUAUUUCAGUGUGAUGCUUAAAUAAAUAAUUGUGUAUCAAACCGUGGAGUGAAAUAUAUAGUGGAGUGAAAUAUA